AUGGAAGAUCCAGAACAAAAGAAACUCGACAAGGCAAUGCCGUGGGUGGGCUUCUACAUCGCCGCCGCCUCCGCCGUCUGCACCAUCGCCAUGGCCGCCGACGCCUUCAAAGGCUUCCGCCGCCGGAAGCUCUGGUUCCCCUGCACCUACUUCUCUCUCAACCCGACCUCCCUCACCCUUCUCGGCGUCGCCAUGAAGCUCACCCUCGACCUCACCGCCGUCAUGAAGAACAUCAAGAUCGCCAAGCUCACAUCUCUGGUUUUCCUCACAACUUCCAUGGCCAACUUCACCUCCUCCCUUGGAUCCAUAGACGGCAAGCACGUCCUCUCCAACGUCGUCGCCCUCGCGAUUCUGGUCACAACGGUUCUUGUCGACGUCACAAUCCGGCUCAUCAUGCUGAACCGGAUUAACUUCUAUAUUCCACCCAUGAUCCUCAUGUAUCUCUCUCUUGUAACCCUGGUUUCGCUGGCGGCUGCAGCUCCGGCCAUGAAGCAGAGCCUGGAGGCCGCCUAUCGCGAAAAGUAUAGGGUGACUUCGAAUGAGGAUAGAGAGAGAUUGAUGUUGAGAAAUGAGGGUUUGGUGAUUGAUGAGAGGAAAAGGUUUAUGAUGAAGUAUUGGGUGAUGGUGGCAACUUCCAAUCCUGAGUUCGUGAUGGCUCGUUCCGUUGUUUGCACCAUGUCGGCCUUGCUCUGCUUGAUCUCCCUGAUUACCCUCCCAAUUGCCUAUGACGUCGUGUGGAGAAGGAACGAAGGCCCGUCUGUGUAUAGAGGCUCCGUUGAGUGGAUUCUCUAUACACAAACUGUGGGGGUUGUGGUCUCCACCAUAGCCCCCCUAUCAAGAUGGCUCGUUGUUGUCAGCUUUAAGCGUGAAACGACGAGCCUGGGCAGGCUGAGAGACGAGAUGAAGGUCGAGAGGUAUUGGUUUCAAACCCUGGAUGAUGUGAGAGGGAGAUUCUCAGGUUUGAAGAUCUUAGGGCAAGGCAAGUUCUUGCAUGAUGUGAAAUGGCAAGGUGUAACUUUCUUCAUCGGGGUUCAGAAAUCGAUCAUACUCCUAAGCAAAUUGUUCGUGUUCAUCUCUUCAUUUCUCAUGACUCCGCUCUUCUACUGCUGGGAGUGGUUCUUCUCAAACGAAUCGGGAAGCGACAAAGGGCUGAAUCUCAAUCUCAGUAGUUAUGCAGUUCUGCUCCCAGGCGAAGCAGAGCUGCCGGCCAAUGUAGUGAGGAAUAUUUGUAAGGAAGCGGAAAACAUGAUUCAGAAUGGUAGAACAAAGCAACCAAAAAGGUGUACAAGUUUCAUAUCCAAAUCUAUCUGCUUCAAAGGAUUAGGAUUAUUCGACAACACCCAGAUUCCACCCCUACAUUCUCAAGAACCCCCGAAUUGUUGGUCGUUGCCAGUGGUCACACUAGCAAGCAUUGCUCUCGCCAUCCCUCACACCCCAGAGAAGAAGAGAGAUGACCUUUUACACAGUGUGAAGGAAGGCCUCGAUCUAACUAAGCUAGUCGAGAAAACCCUGUUGAAAAACGACAGAGAUCUCAACAACAUCAAAGAAGCUGCGGACAUGUGUUGGGUGGGAGUCCUUCUUUACAAGAAAUGGUUCGAUGUGGACAUCAAGAAAAUGUCACUCGAGUGCAAGAACUCGAGUGAGAUGCUGCUAGAGCUCUCAGGCAAGGCAAAGACAAUGGUGGUCGAGUUUUUAACUAGUUCUUCUGCAAAAGAUCCUCUAGACUGGCCGGCUAGGGUUGUUGCUGCGAACUCAAUGUACAGAAUCAGUCAAAGUGUAAUGUUGUUUGCUGGGGAGGACGACGAAGGGGUGUUUGAGAGAGUGUGCGUGAUGAUGGCGGAUGUUAUGGCGGCGUGUUUUACUAAUUUAGGUAAUGUGAUGAACGUGAUGUGUCGAGGUAGCGAGAUAGAGAAGAGAGAGAAGAGCGUUGGGAAAGCGUUUAAGCUUCUGGGGAAGACGGAGGAGAUCGUUGAAGCAGUGCAGCGGCUCGAAUGGCCGGCAAUGGAUCACGAGAGAGCGGUGAAGAUCGAAGAAUGGCAGGCUUGGUUUCGACAGACCGGAAAGGUUGCUGUCGGGAUUGAUGAAGCCUUAGCUAUACAAGUAGAUAUCUGA
This is a messenger RNA of Salvia splendens (bonfire salvia), 2112 nucleotides long. RefSeq lists its product as uncharacterized. Bases 1 to 2112 code for a protein of 703 amino acids. NCBI's taxonomy places the organism in Eukaryota, Viridiplantae, Streptophyta, Magnoliopsida, Lamiales, Lamiaceae. The transcript has a single exon. The record is from RefSeq and is a predicted model, not a curated record.